Colius striatus (speckled mousebird) is the source of this 3880-nucleotide messenger RNA. Its product is annotated as receptor tyrosine-protein kinase erbB-2-like. Gene Ontology annotation, cellular component: signaling receptor complex; basal plasma membrane. Gene Ontology annotation, molecular function: ATP binding; transmembrane receptor protein tyrosine kinase activity. The record is from RefSeq and is a predicted model, not a curated record. Gene Ontology annotation, biological process: cell surface receptor protein tyrosine kinase signaling pathway; positive regulation of kinase activity; positive regulation of cell population proliferation. NCBI's taxonomy places the organism in Eukaryota, Metazoa, Chordata, Aves, Coliiformes, Coliidae.
CGGGAGCGGCGGGAGGCGGCGGCUCCGCACCGCAAACUUCGGCGGAGCGUCCGGCGGGGCCAUGGGCCGCGGCCCGCGCUGAGCACCAUGAUCCCCGCCGGAGGCUGCCUCUGCGCCGGGCUGCUGCUCGCCACCCUCUUCCCCCUCGUCGCCACCGAAGUCUGCACAGGGACCGACAUGAAGCUGCUGCGUCCCUCCAGCCCGGAGAGCCACUACGAGACCCUACGGCAUCUCUACCAGGGCUGUCAGGUGGUCCAGGGCAACCUGGAGCUCACUUACUUACCCCCCGACGCCGACACCACCUUCCUCAAGGACAUCAAGGAAGUGCAGGGCUACGUCCUGAUUGCAGAGAACCAAGUGAGCGGGCUGGAGCUGCAGAGCCUGCGGAUCAUCCGGGGCACGCAGCUCUUCCAGGAGCGGUUUGCGCUGGCCGUGGUGGGCAACGCCGGCCCCGAGGGCACGCCGGGGCUGCGCCAGCUCGGCAUGAGGCACCUCACAGAGAUCCUGAAAGGGGGUGUGUGGAUCGAGAGGAACCCUCAGCUCUGCUUCCAGGACACCAUCUUCUGGGCCGACAUCUUCCACCGGCACAACGAGCUCAGUGGCGAGAUCCAUGUGGAGACCACCCGCACUCGCAGCUGUCCCGACUGCCAUCCGCUGUGUGCUGAGGGUCACUGCUGGGGUGAGGGGCCACAGAACUGCCAGACCUUGACCAAGAGCAUCUGCCACGGGUGCCCACGCUGCAAGGGCAGGAAGCCCACGGACUGUUGCCACGAGCAGUGUGCUGCUGGCUGCACCGGCCCCAAGCACUCCGACUGCCUGGCAUGCCUGAACUUCAACCGCAGUGGGAUCUGUGAGCUGCACUGUCCCCCCCUUGUCAUCUACAACUCCGACACCUUCGAGUCGGUGCCCAACCGCGACGGCCGUUACACGUUCGGUGCCAGCUGCGUCAGCCAGUGCCCCUAUAACUACCUCGCCACGGAGGUGGGGUCCUGCACCCUCGUGUGCCCCCAGAACAGCCAGGAGGUCACAGUAAACAAUGUCCAGAAGUGUGAGAAGUGCAGCAAGCCCUGCCCAGAGGUGUGCUAUGGGCUGGGAGUGGAUUUCCUGAAGGGUGUCCGUGCAGUGAAUGCCACCAACAUCCAGCACUUCAGCAGCUGCACCAAGAUCUUUGGCAGCUUGGCCUUCCUGCCUGAGACCUUUGCAGGAGACCCCAGCACCAACACACCGCCCCUGGACCCCAAACUGCUGCAGAUAUUCGAGAGCCUGGAGGAGCUGACAGGCUACCUGUACAUUGCUGCGUGGCCACCUGGCUACCAGGACCUGGGAGUCUUCCAGAACCUGCGGGUCAUCCGGGGCCGUGUGCUGCACAACGGCGCCUACUCGCUGACGCUGCGGGAGCUGUCGGUGCGGGCGCUGGGGCUGCGGGCGCUGCAGGAGAUCAGCAGCGGCAUGGUGCUGGUGCACCACAACCCCCAGCUCUGCUUCCUCCAGAAGGUGCCCUGGGGCAGCAUCUUCCGUAACCCCCGCCAGCGCCUCUUCCAGACCCACAACAAACCCCCCGAGCAGUGCGAGAGCGAGGGACUGGUCUGCUUCCACCUCUGCGCCCACGGGCACUGCUGGGGCCCCGGCCCGACCCAGUGCGUGACCUGCGAGCGGUUCCUGCGCGGCCAGGAGUGCGUCGCCUCCUGCAACCUCCUGGAGGGAGCCGUCCGGGAACACGCCAACGGGACACGGUGCCUGCCGUGCCACCCCGAGUGCCAGCCCCAGAACGGCACCGAGACCUGCUUCGGAUCCGAGGCUGACCAGUGCGUGGCCUGUGCUCACUACAAGGAUGCUCAGCAGUGCGUGCGGCGCUGCCCCAGCGGCGUCAAAGCCGACACCUCCUUCGUGCCCGUCUGGAAGUACCCGGACGAGGACGGGGUGUGUCAGCUCUGCCCCACCAACUGCACCCACUCGUGCACGAUCCGGGAUGAGGAUGGUUGCCCCGUGGACCAGAAGCCAAGCCAGGUGACGUCCAUCAUUGCUGGUGUGGUGGGGGCUCUCUUGGUCGUCGUCCUCCUCCUCAUCACCGUCAUCUGUGUGAAGCGCCGGCGGCAGCAGGAGCGGAAACACACCAUGAGGCGCCUGCUGCAGGAGACUGAGCUGGUGGAGCCGCUGACACCGAGCGGGGCCCUCCCCAACCAGGCCCAGAUGCGGAUCCUCAAGGAGACGGAGCUCAAGAAGGUCAAAGUCUUGGGCUCUGGUGCUUUUGGCACCGUCUAUAAGGGCAUCUGGAUCCCUGAUGGGGAGAGCGUGAAGAUCCCCGUGGCCAUCAAGGUCUUGCGGGAGAACACGUCACCCAAAGCCAACAAGGAGAUCCUGGAUGAGGCCUACGUGAUGGCAGGGGUGGGCAGCCCCUACGUGUCCCGGCUGCUGGGCAUCUGCCUGACCUCCACGGUGCAGCUGGUGACGCAGCUGAUGCCCUACGGCUGCCUCCUGGACUACGUGCGGGAGAACAAGGACCACAUCGGCUCCCAGGACCUGCUCAACUGGUGUGUGCAGAUCGCCAAGGGGAUGAGCUACUUGGAGGAGGUGAGGCUGGUGCACCGGGACUUGGCUGCUCGCAAUGUCCUCGUCAAGAGCCCCAACCACGUUAAGAUCACCGACUUCGGGCUGGCGCGGCUGCUCGACAUCGACGAGACCGAGUACCACGCCGACGGCGGGAAGGUGCCCAUCAAGUGGAUGGCGCUGGAGUCCAUCCUCCGCCGGCGCUUCACGCACCAGAGCGAUGUCUGGAGCUACGGUGUCACAGUGUGGGAGCUGAUGACUUUUGGGGCAAAGCCCUACGAUGGGAUCCCGGCCCGGGAGAUCCCCGACCUGCUGGAGAAGGGUGAGAGGCUGCCGCAGCCGCCCAUCUGCACCAUCGACGUCUACAUGAUCAUGGUGAAAUGCUGGAUGAUCGACUCCGAAUGCCGGCCGAAGUUCCGGGAGCUGGUCACCGAGUUCUCCCGCAUGGCCCGAGACCCCCAGCGCUUCGUGGUCAUCCAGAACGACCUGGCAGGGCUGCCUGGCUCCAUGGACAGCACCUUCUAUCGUGCCCUGCUGGAGGAGGAGGACAUGGAGGACUUGGUGGAUGCUGAGGAGUACCUGGUGCCUCACCAGGGCUUCUUCAGCGCAGAGACCUCCACCACCUACCGCAGCCGCAUCUCCUCCACACGGAGCACGGCAGAGACUCCGGCUGACGUGGAGGAGGGUGAGGGUUUGGCUGCCUUCCCCUUCCCUAGCCCAGGCCUGGCUGAAGGGCUGGAAAGCCCCAUGCCAGAGGUGCUGGAGGGGGAUGGCUUGGCCAAGGCGGCCGCGCAGAGCCCAGCAGGCCGUGAGCCUGGCACCCUGCCACGCUACAGCGAGGAGCCCACGGGGCUGGCGGCCGAGGACAGCGAGGGCCCGGACCCCGAGAGCUUCACCACCCCCCACCCCACCAUGCCAGAGUACGUGAACCAGGCUGGGGAGCGCCCCCCCCGCGUGCCCCCGUCCCCGCCGGACAAGCCCAAGGGGCACCAGGGGAAGAACGGGCUCAUCAAAGAGGCCAAGCAGCCCUUCCCGGGGCCCUUCAGCCACACCGUGGAGAACCCCGAGUACCUGGCUCCCCCCGGCCCCCCGGCCCCCAGCCCCUUCAGCCAGGCCUUCGACAACCCCUACUACUGGAACCAGGAGCCCCCCGCGGCCGGCGGCCCCGAGGGAGGCCCCGGCACGACGCCCACGGCCGAGAACCCCGAGUACCUGGGUCUGAGUGGCCCCGACGACGUGGCCGCAUAGGGUCGGGCUGUGGAGAGACCCCCCUCACCCCUCCCUUCUUCCUUCCCACCCCCCCACCCCCGACUUCACCGAGGCAGCUUGUGGA